AUGUUUGCGGUUUCUGUCCGUACACUGAACCCGUGGAUAGGCCACGUGUCCACAAGCUUCAUAGAUCCCACCCUAGGAGAAUCACGCAGCGACGGCGAUGGACACCUGUUGCUGACACCCGAUACCACCGCGUUUUACAUAACCCGCGCCUCGCCACAGGCCUCGCCAACACCUGAGGCCCAGAGUCUCGUCGCGUCUCUGACUCAUUCGAUCAAGGACUCGAAUAGCGGCGUGUUGGCGAUAAUAAAACCAUUUUUCUGCGUUAUUAAAUCCAAAACGUGGCACCGUUACGAGCCGGCGAUGACAAAUGACUUCGGCCGCCGCCGACGCGACCGCUCCCACGGCUACGCGCGCAGAGGCGGCACAUGGACGCCCCUCGUCUACAUUCGAUCUAGA
Iphiclides podalirius (scarce swallowtail) is the source of this 396-nucleotide messenger RNA. NCBI's taxonomy places the organism in Eukaryota, Metazoa, Arthropoda, Insecta, Lepidoptera, Papilionidae. The record is from the annotation of a GenBank genome assembly.